ACUGAUCUCUCCGGUGGGUUGUCGAUAUCCGAGUACUCUUCCCGGUUAUUCCUGCACAAUUACGUCCAUCCACAUGACAUCCGUACUAUCAUGGCCAGUUUCGGCGUAGUACAUGUUUCCUUGGAACUAUCAUUAUGUUGUAUUAACAGACUUUCUUUCUUUUUCAUAUUGUGCAGAACUCAGAUUUAUGACAAGGACACAAGCAAAUUUAUAGCAUCCGUUGUGAUGAUACAAGGGAAGUAAGCAUAGAUGCGCUCAACGUGAUGAUAGGUGGGAGAGCUCGGCCUAUGCUGCCAACUGAUCUGCAACGGUGCAGAAGGAGAUUUCAAAAGCAGGGCAAGCGAGAGCGACUGUUCUAUUGAUGGUCAAAAGGGAGGGCUUGGCAAGAGAGAUUGAGGGAGCUCUACUACCUCGAUCUUGGCAUAGAACCUGAUGGCAUCAUGCCCAGGAAACUUCCUUCUUCAGUAUGUAUGGGGAUUUAUAUGACACCAAAAGAGAAGUCCGGCGUGUUUCUUGGUUCUAUGGAACCCCUCGACCGGAAGCAAAUAGAUCACAUCGCAAGUUGCUUGCCCAAUAUAAUCGUGCCGCAAGUUACCAACAUCGCGUGCUUAUACACCAUCGACUUUGCUGGAAAUCUAUCUGUCCGUGCUCCAUCGUCUGUCGGAACUUCUUCUGCCCAUGCUACACCUGAGCUCAACACUGCAUCGCCCGGUUCGUUUGCUUGCUUCCUUUGCUUGGCUCAGGAAGGAGAAGGCCAGGACUAGCGACAAGAACCUAAGGGUCUUGCGUCACGGCCUUUGCCCAGAAGGCGAAGAACUAAAACUAAUUUUUUU
Triticum aestivum (bread wheat) is the source of this 833-nucleotide messenger RNA. RefSeq lists its product as uncharacterized. The coding region runs from base 441 to 764 and encodes 107 amino acids. The record is from RefSeq and is a predicted model, not a curated record. The transcript has 3 exons. NCBI's taxonomy places the organism in Eukaryota, Viridiplantae, Streptophyta, Magnoliopsida, Poales, Poaceae.